Molecule: messenger RNA, 1845 nt
Organism: Platichthys flesus (European flounder)
Lineage: Eukaryota; Metazoa; Chordata; Actinopteri; Pleuronectiformes; Pleuronectidae
Product: cAMP-regulated phosphoprotein 19-A-like
Exons: 3
Coding region: 158-508 (116 amino acids)
Cellular component (GO): cytoplasm
Molecular function (GO): protein phosphatase inhibitor activity
Source: RefSeq, a predicted model, not a curated record
ACUCCGCAGGUGACGUAUGUGUUGUGCUGGAGCAGCAGCUCGGCGGCGGUGACGCGUCUGGGUAGGGAAAGCUCGAGCCGGGGCUCUGUGUGUGUGUGUGUGUGUGGGUGGAUCCUGGUGAGCACUUCUCUGGCUUGAGAGCGGGAUAACUGUCAACAUGUCCGGGGAUAACGAAGACACGCAGACGGCCGAGGACACAUCGGUGGAUGAGAAGGAGGUCCAGGAGAAGGUGAUCAGUCCGGAGAAGGUAGAGGAGGCUAAACUGAAGUCCAGAUACCCGAACUUAGGAAAUAAACCUGGAGGAUCGGAUCUGCUUCGCAAGCGCCUCCAAAAAGGGCAAAAGUACUUUGACUCAGGCGACUACAACAUGGCUAAAGCCAAGAUAAAGAACAAACAGUUGCCAACAGCUGCACCAGAGAAGACAGAGAUCACAGGGGACCACAUCCCCACCCCCCAGGACCUGCCCCAAAGGAAACCCUCCCUGGUUGCCAGUAAACUGGCAGGCUGAUGCACCCGCAGCCCUGACAGCUCCUUCAGUACCUCCCUGCCCUAACCCCUUCCACUCAAGUCUCAGAGCUUUCACAUUACCUCUCCCGCCCCCCCUCUCUCCCACAGUUCCACCUGUCCCCAGUGUCUGCCUGGACCCAUUUCGAUAAAGUCCCACUCCUACCACUCAGUGAUUCGGCUGGCUAAUCCUUUUUUAAUUUUUUCAUUACUUCCAUGUAUUAUCAUACACUGAAAGACAGGACAUCCAAGUGUGAGUGUGAUGAACAUACUGUGACUCUUCUGUACGAGGGAUGGAUGAUCGAUACCACAGCAUUUACUGCCCCAAGAGAGGGGCAAGAAGCAAAAGCUGCAUCUUGAGUGGUUAGAGGGCUUUUGGUAUAUACAUCAGGAUUCCACACAGGAGUGUGUACGUAUGUAUGCGUGCAUGUGUGUGUGUUUGCUUUUGUUUGACACAGGAGCAGACGUCAGCCUUUUAGAAAGUUUAACAUCAUAUUUGUAUCAUUCACUGUAUGUCCUUAUUCUAAAUUAUGCUGUCAAUAGGCUUGAGUGAUUGAUUGAGUAUAGUAAUCCAGAGGCCAAGCUCAGUUUUGUUAACACUGAUUGUGAAAGGGGAGGGGGGGGACCACACGGUGAAGGCCACAGUGUCAUCAAGAACUGCAUAUAUGAUGCAGGGCUCCUUUAUGCAUACCUCACUGAGCUCAAUUCAUGAAGGUGCUGACAUGUGCAGACAUAUAAACAUGCCGAAAAAAUCUCUGGUGCUACAUCAAAUCUCUGAGUGGCAGAUCUAUGGUUCAUUCAAAACAUUGAAUCUAAAAGAAGGGGAUGCCAUUGUGGGCUUCAAUCUGAAAUGUAAUGUUGAAACUUUGCACUCUCUGUGAUGUGCCAUGCAGUUCAGCCUCAGGAUGACACCGUCCUCUCCUUGGGUCAAAAUGUCUAGUUUGAGUGACUCAUAACCGUGCUGGUAGUGGGGUAUACAGGACCUGAAAGCUCCUGUCAGUAGGGACCAGUCUUUGUGCUGUGUGAGCAACACAUCUAUUGUUAAAAAAUUACUAGGAGCCUCUCUUGGCAUUGGUAACAAGGAGUUUAAUGAAAUAUGUUCAUUGAUCUCGGGAGGGGAAAUCUUCUUUACUCAUACAUUAAAGUCAUUUUAUCUUUAAAUUGUCCUCGGCCCCCAGUAGUGCUUUUCAAGGGUCCUUGCUGACUGGAUGAAGUUUACCUGUCAUGUGGUAAAUCUAAGCUAGCACUACAUCCAUCUGAGCUGUGCAUGUAUGUGGCUGCCCUGCUGUCACUUUAUGCCAUUUUGUUUUGUAAAUAAAAUAGUUUUGCACAAAUGUAUAA